UGGAGACACACUUUACCAAAUAUAGCCACUGCGGGGCGUGGGAUACAUUCUGCUGUGAUGCUGCUGCGCCGUCGAGAUCUGACGGAACUUCCAGGUUUACAGCGAGAACAAUUAGCUGAAACUCCGGAUCAACAAAUUGAUGUGAUUAGAGUUGGAAUGGGCGCGGCAUGCCCGCUACGUGGGACGGCCAGGAAACCUCCAUUAUACUCCAAAAAUGCCCGCUAGCAGAAAAUAGCCUUAAUCAUUAAGUCACUGGGUGAGCUGCAGCCUGUCUAACAAUCAACAGCAGAGAGAAUCAAUUAGAAUGGUCCUCCUUGGAAAAACUGGAGCUGGGAAAAGCAGCUUGGGCAACACUAUAUGCGGAGAUCAACUGUUCACGGUCAGCCACUCAGUGAACUCUGAAACGAGCAAGUGCAAAGCCAUAACCAGGUCUGUCAGUGGGAGAAACCUUAUGGUCAUUGACACCCCGGGUUUCUUUGACACCGAUCAGUCUGAGGAGGACCUGAAGCCUGAGAUAAUCAGGUGUAUCACAGAGUGUGCUCCUGGGCCUCAUGUGUUUCUAAUUGUGCUCAAAGUGGAGAAAUUCACAGAACACGAGCAGGCUGUUAUUAAGAAAAUCUACACAUACUUCUCUGAGGAUGUUUUUAAAUAUGCUGUGGUGGUCUUCACUCAUGGCGACCAACUGCCUGAUGGGAUGCAGAUUGAGGAGUUUGCUGGUCAGAAUAAGCUUGUGAGUGAAUUGGUGAAGAAGUGUGGCGACCGCUGCCAUGUCUUUGACCACAAAUACUGGAACAAUGACCAAAAGGAGGAAUACAGGAACAACCAGUUCCAGAUGGAGAGGCUGCUUCAAACCAUUGAUAUAAUGGUGAGGGCAAACAAGGGCAGCUGCUACACCAAUGAUUUCCUGAAGGCAGUGAAGAAAGAAAUACAAGAAGAGGAGGAGAACAUUCGACUGCUUCCAGGAAGCCUGUCAGAGGCAGAGAUCAGAGAGAGGGCCAAAACAAGUGUUCUUGAAAAACUCUUGAUCAGAUUGUCAGCCAUUGCAGUAGGUUUUCUGUUAGGAGCAGUUUUUGGUGUGGUUGUCUUUGUUGGAGGAGCCUUAACCAUUUUAAAGGGAGCUCCAAAGCCAGUACCGCUGAAGGAAGCAAUGGGUGAAACAGUUGCAGCUGCCGCAGGGACAGUACUUGGAACAGGUGUAGCAGCAGUGGCAGGAGGUUCAGCAGCAGCAGUGGUGGGCCUUCCGGGAACAGUUGUUUCAGGAUUUGCUGCAACAGGAGCAGUUAAAGGUGCUUUAAUUGGAUACGAUGUGGCUGAGGGAGCACAGACUCCAGAGGAAGCUGCACAGAAAACAGCAGAGGCAGUGAAGAACGAAGCACAGGUCUACUUGGAUAAAGCCCACCAGUUUUGGAACAAAGUUGUACAACCAAACAGUCAAGCAUCAGAGGAGGAAGAGGAGAAGUCUUUGCUUGGUGACACACUUAACUGAAACUUUAUCAACUGAGCUGAUUAUGUAGAAUCAAAAUCAAUUUUCUUGGCCAAGUUUGAGUGCACAAACAAGGAAUUUGACUUUGUUUUCCAUCACUCUCAUCCGAUUUACCUAAAAAAAAUCAUCUGGGCAAUUGGAGAGUAGUGCUUAUUUGCCAUUCAUGGAAUCUGAUUGGAAUACACAUUAUAAAAAGAUGAGAUUGUUAAACCUGUGUUAUUGUGUUAGUUUAUGCCCCUGUCUGAACAUCUAUCUUUCUAAUAAUGGUCAUUGUUCCCUGUAAUCAUAUCAAAGCUAAAAAGUAUCUUUCUGGUUGAAAAGUCACACAGUAUUUUGGUGAAAGGAGAUUAUGAAAUACGGAAAUAAAAAAAUUGCCUGUG
Messenger RNA from Girardinichthys multiradiatus, 1863 nucleotides. RefSeq names its product myeloid-associated differentiation marker homolog. Gene Ontology annotation, cellular component: membrane. The record is from RefSeq and is a predicted model, not a curated record. The transcript has 4 exons. Gene Ontology annotation, molecular function: GTP binding. Bases 305 to 1486 code for a protein of 393 amino acids. NCBI's taxonomy places the organism in Eukaryota, Metazoa, Chordata, Actinopteri, Cyprinodontiformes, Goodeidae.